UGAUGACAUACAACGUCUAUAGAGAUCUGCAGUCUAUGGUCUAGUCUUAAAUUUACAACAUUAGUGCUACUCGAGUGUUCACGAGAGACAGUCGAGCAAUUGCAUUCAUCGGUUUAGUUGUAAUUUAAUAAAAUUUAAAGCGUUGCUUUAAUAAUUCUAGCGAAAUGUCUAGUACACUUAUUGUAGCAGGGCUUGGCCUUGCUGCAUUAGGUUUUACUGGACGUUAUGUCUUGAAAAGGAUGCCAGCUUUGUCAAAAACAAUGUCAGAGGCUGUUAAAAAUAUGUCAGCAUUGGAUUCACAGAAAUUAGCAAAUAGCAAAUACUACAAAGGAGGCUUUGAAGCAAAAAUGACUCGCAGAGAAGCCAGUUUAAUAUUAGGUGUAUCUCCAACUGCAAACAAAGCAAAAGUAAAAGAGCGCUUUAAAAAAGUCAUGGCUGUAAAUCAUCCCGAUAGAGGUGGAUCCGCUUAUAUAGCAGCAAAAGUUAAUGAAGCAAAAGAUUUGUUAGAAAAAUGACCUAUGUGUGCAUAGUAAUGUAAAGAAUUAGGUAUAACAGUUUACAUCUAUAUAUGUAAAUUUAAUUCUAAUGUUAGAUUUACUAAAACAAAUUUUUCUGUAUAUAUCUAUUUAACACAAAUAAAUCUUAUAUUUUGUGUAACUUAGAAUAAAGUUGUUUGUAAAUAGAUACAUUGCUGGUGGGUUUAAUGUUAAUACUAGCUAAUUGAGCUAAGAGUUACUGUACUUAAGAUACUUAAUACAUGAUAUUAAUAUAA
This is a messenger RNA of Nomia melanderi (Alkali bee), 772 nucleotides long. Its product is annotated as mitochondrial import inner membrane translocase subunit TIM14. NCBI's taxonomy places the organism in Eukaryota, Metazoa, Arthropoda, Insecta, Hymenoptera, Halictidae. Gene Ontology annotation, cellular component: PAM complex, Tim23 associated import motor. The record is from RefSeq and is a predicted model, not a curated record. Gene Ontology annotation, molecular function: ATPase activator activity. Gene Ontology annotation, biological process: protein import into mitochondrial matrix.